Oncorhynchus kisutch (coho salmon) is the source of this 2634-nucleotide messenger RNA. RefSeq names its product pyruvate dehydrogenase E1 subunit alpha 1a (gene pdha1a). Bases 331 to 1533 code for a protein of 400 amino acids. Gene Ontology annotation, molecular function: pyruvate dehydrogenase (acetyl-transferring) activity. Gene Ontology annotation, biological process: pyruvate decarboxylation to acetyl-CoA. Lineage: Eukaryota; Metazoa; Chordata; Actinopteri; Salmoniformes; Salmonidae. The transcript is spliced from 13 exons. The record is from RefSeq and is a predicted model, not a curated record. Gene Ontology annotation, cellular component: intracellular membrane-bounded organelle.
UCUCCAGGACGAGGGUUGGGUUGCUUUUUUAUAUAUAUAAAAAAAAAUACCCCAGUCUAGUUUCAUUUAACUAGGAAAGUCCGAUAAGAACACAUUCUUAUUUACAAUGACGGCCUACCAAAAGGCUCCUUUUUGAGGACAGGGAUAACAAAUUAAAAAAUACAUGUAGGACAAAACACACCACUACAUAAAGAGACCUAAGACAACAUAGCAUGGUAGAAACAUUAUUGGGCAAGAAGGUAGCGACAAUAGCUCACGCGAAGCAGCCACAACUGUCAGCAGGAAGGACGGAGGGGAAAACCUUCUGCAGAUCGCUGGCGGCCAAAUAGUAUGCAAAAGAUGUUGACAAUAAUCUCCAACGUGCUGAGGGGUAGCGCAAGAAGAAAUGGAGCCCAGGUUGUGUCAGAGGCUGCCAGUCUGGUGGUGGCAUCACGCUCGUAUGCUGAUUUCACUCCUGAGGCCACCUUUGACAUAAAGAAAGUUGACCUUCAUCGUCUGGAGGAGGGCCCACCCCUGACAGCCACUCUGACCCGGGAGGAGGGGCUGAAGUAUUAUCGUACCAUGCAGACCAUAAGACGCAUGGAGCUGAAGGCUGACCAGCUCUAUAAGCAGAAGAUCAUCAGAGGCUUUUGUCACCUGUAUGAUGGCCAGGAAGCCUGUGCGGUUGGCAUUGAGGGGGGUAUCACCCUGUCAGAUCACCUGAUCACUGCAUACCGUGCCCAUGGCUACACCCUCACCAGGGGUGGGACUGUCAGGGAGAUCAUGGCAGAGCUCACUGGUCGUAGAGGAGGCAUUGCUAAGGGCAAGGGAGGCUCUAUGCACAUGUAUACUAAAAACUUCUAUGGAGGCAAUGGCAUUGUGGGAGCUCAGGUACCGCUGGGAGCCGGUGUAGCCCUGGCCUGCAAGUACCUGGGCAAUGAUCAGCUGUGUGUCAGUCUCUAUGGUGAUGGCGCAGCCAAUCAGGGUCAGAUCUUUGAGACAUAUAACAUGUCAUCUCUGUGGAAGUUACCCAUCAUUUUCAUCUGUGAGAACAACCAAUAUGCCAUGGGCACAUCAGUAGAGCGCUCUGCUGCGAGCACCGAAUACUACAAGAGAGGAGACUACAUUCCUGGCAUUAGGGUGGAUGGGAUGGAUGUCCUGUGUGUUAGAGAGGCCACCAAGUUUGCAGCUGCUCACUGCCGAUCUGGAAAGGGUCCUAUCCUCAUGGAGCUACAGACCUACCGUUACCAUGGACACAGCAUGAGCGAUCCUGGGGUCAGCUACCGCACACGUGAGGAGAUCCAGGAGGUCCGUAGUAAGAGCGAUCCCAUCUCCAUGCUGAAGGACCGCAUGCUCAGCAACAACAUGGCCAGCAUAGAGGAGCUCAAGGAGAUUGACAUUGCGGUGAGGAAGGAGAUUGAAGAUGCUGCACAGUUCGCCACCACAGACCCCGAGCCCCCUCUGGAUGACCUGUGUAGCCACAUCUUUGCCAACGAUCAGCCCUUUGAAGUGCGUGGUGCCACCCCAUGGACCAAGCUGACGUCGACCAGCUAAAGUAGCGUUUCCCAAACUCUGCCCUCGGGACCCCAAGGGGUGCACAUUUGUUUUUUCCCUCGCUCUACACAGCUGAUUUAAAACAAUCAAAGCAUGAUGAUUAGUUAAUUAUUCGAAUGGGUUGUGUAGUGCUAGGGCAAUAACCAAAAUGUGCACCCCAUUGGGUCCCCAGGCCCGAGUUUGGGGAACCGCUGAGCUAAAAGCUCUUGUGCCCCACCCCUUUGUCUCCCAGGCCCUUCCCCUAUCCUCCAACAACGCACAUUUGUCUUUGCACACAUCACCUUCUCCAUCUCAGCCAAUGGCCUUCAUGGACUCUAAUCUCUCGCCCCAAAGAAAGGCUCUUUAACAGAGAAGUUAAGAACCUUUCAUUGUCCCUCUCCAAAUGUUCUGAGACUGGUCACAUGGACCUAUUGUCCUUAUCAACAUUACAGGUGUAGUUACUCCUAUUCAAUGAUUGUGGUUGGUUUUCUCUCCAAAUAUAAGAUUAAAAGGUAUUUUAAAUAAAGUGAUUUACAUUGGGAUUAUUUUUUGUCAUGCCAAAUCAAAUCUGUGCCUGUGGGAUCUUCUCUGUUUCGACCAUGAGCGUCUCUAGGCUGCGGGUCACUCAUAGCAGAACACAAACACUGCAGAGCCGCAUGGAUGAAGUCUGGAUAUUGUGGUGUGAUGCUUCAGAGAGAUAUUAUUAAAUCAUGUUGACCUCAUGCCUUCACUAUCUUGUCAGUCAUACCCCAACUUUGUAGACAAUGAUUGUCCUUCUAAAUCAUUAUUUGCCCUGCUCUCUUGUUUCCUGAAUUUUUUUCUUUUUUAUUCUAUCAGCCUCGUAUUUAUUGCUGAAUGUGUUUUGUAACUGACAUCCCAAUGCGGUUUGUUCAAACUACAACUACUUUAAGCAGGAAUAGAAAAUGCUGAUUUUUUGGGGGGGGGGGGUCGUCAACUGUUACAGUGGAUAAUGGUCAGAGAACAGUGGGGCACUACACACAGAUCUGUCCUAGUUUUCCCCCAGAGAUGCUAAUGUGUCAGGAAGUGUAUGUAUGCCUUGAUUGUCUUUGUACAGUCUAUCAAACAAAUAAACUUUGAAAGAAAGCUUUGUAUACAAAUGUG